GAAAACCGGAAGUAGCAUGACUCCUUCAGGUCACUUACAGUUUGUUUGCUCAGUUUAGCACAGCCAAAAAUAUAGCCCAGAAGAGGAUCGGCUAGCAGGAGCGCCCACUGCCACAAAACCAGUGCCUCUCUCGGAGUCACCGGCUCUUCACCGUUGUCAUCGUUGAGCCCCGGUUCGCGGAGAUGACCGAGCUAAGGCACCGUGGAGCGAAAGACGGUGAUCCGACCCUGGAACAGCAAGCGUCCGAGGACAAGGGGUCAGACAGUGAGCUCAAGGCAGAGAAGGAUGGAGUGUCUGACAGUGAGUCCAAGCCUGAUACGGGGGUCCCAGAGGUGCCUGUGUCCGCCGAUGACACCCCCGAAGUCCUAAACAAGGCCCUGUCUGGUCUGUCAUCAAGGUGGAAGAACUGGUGGGUGAGAGGCAUCCUGACACUAGCCAUGAUCUCGUUCUUUUUCUUCAUCAUUUACCUGGGGCCCAUGGUGCUCAUGAUGAUCGUCCUCUGUGUCCAGAUCAAGUGCUUCCAAGAGAUCAUCACAAUUGGAUACAGUGUGUACCACUCCUACCACCUGCCCUGGUUCAGGACGCUCAGCUGGUACUUCUUAUUGUGUGUGAACUACUUCUUCUAUGGGGAGACAGUGACUGACUACUUCUUCACACUGGUGCAAAGAGAGGAGCCACUACGUAUACUCAGCAAAUACCACCGCUUCAUAUCAUUCGCCCUCUACCUCAGCGGUUUCUGUAUGUUUGUGCUCAGUCUGGUGAAGAAGCACUACCGCCUGCAGUUUUACAUGUUUGGUUGGACCCACGUGACUUUGCUGAUUGUGGUCACACAGUCUCACCUCAUCAUUCACAACCUGUUUGAGGGCAUGAUCUGGUUCAUUGUGCCCAUCUCCAGCGUGAUCUGCAAUGACAUUAUGGCCUACAUGUUUGGAUUCUUCUUUGGUCGUACUCCACUAAUUAAGCUUUCUCCUAAAAAAACAUGGGAAGGAUUCAUUGGAGGGUUAUUCUCCACUAUUGUGUUCUGUGCUCUGCUUUCGUAUGUGAUGGCGGGGUACCGGUACUUCGUGUGUCCUGUGGAGUUUAAUAACGACUUGAACAGUUUCCAGGUGGACUGUGAGCCUUCAGAGUUGUUUCAGCUACAGGACUACGCUCUGCCCUCCGUCCUCGAGUCUGUCACUGGAUGGAGGACAGUGAGGCUCUACCCAUUCCAGAUCCACAGCAUCGCUCUCUCCUCCUUCGCCUCCAUUGUGGGACCCUUUGGUGGAUUCUUUGCCAGUGGCUUUAAGAGAGCUUUUAAAAUCAAGGACUUUGCCAACACGAUUCCUGGACACGGAGGCAUCAUGGAUCGAUUCGACUGCCAGUAUCUGAUGGCCACUUUUGUCAAUGUUUACAUCGCCAGCUUCAUCAGGGGCCCCAAUCCAACCAAAGUGAUCCAGCAGCUCAUGGCGCUUCGUGCCGACCAACAACUGCACAUCUUCAACGCUCUCAAGGCCCAUCUGAUCGAGAAGGGCCUGCUCCCAGCUCUGGAGGAGAUCAUCGCUUAAAAACCUACUACCCCCUACCCUGCCACACGAGGGCGCCAAGACGACAGCAGGCCAAGAUAUAAACACUCUAGACUUGGGUCGUACCAUUUCAUUUGAAUUCUGUUAUGUGAACUCUUCCACCAGUGUUGUUUGUGAAUUUUUACUGUACUUAGACACAUUUCCAUUCAAAAUUAUAUUAUUUUUUUAUCAGAGGUGGGUAGUAGUUACUUACAUUUACUUUUCUUGCAGCAUACUUUUACUCCUCCUUAAGUAAUAUUUUCAUUGAAGUAACAGUAAAACUUGAGUUAAAGUUUUGGUUACUCUUCCCACUAUAAGUAACUCUACAAUCGACAAAAGUUUUAUGUUGAUAAUAUGAAACAAUUUGAACAUUUAUGUUUCUUGCACUGCUCCUUAGAUAGUGUAGUUUUUCUUAUUUUCACACGUACAUUCUGAAAAUACCAGAUUCUGUGUAUUAACUUCAAAUUAUAAAUCAGACGUUACUCUUUAAGUUACUCUUACUUGAGAAGUACUUUUCCCAAAUACUUUAGUCUUACUCGAGUAACUUGUUGGACCACUACUUUGUACUUCUACUUGAGUCAAGUCACAUUAAUGUUAUUCUUAAGUACAAUUUCUGGCUACUCUACCCACCUCUGUUAUUCUUUGACAAACACUGAACAUAUUACAGACUUUUGUCACCGGGUAUCUACCUAAAAAAAAAAAAGGCGUGUUAUUUUUAUUGUAUGUUUCUUUUAAAAGCACUGCUUUGCCAACCUGCUGUUAUCCAGAUGUGCCGCCAAAUGUUACCUUUUAAGUUACUAAGAUGUGAUUGUUUAUAUUUAUACAUAGAUGGUUUUAUAUGGGCUAUUAUUACGUGUAUCUUAAAUGUCUGUGUGUAAUGUGUCUUACGUUUGUCACCAUAGCAUUUCGUUUCGUCUGUGCGUUUUCGCCGCCAUUUUGUGAACAGCCAAAUUUCACGCUUAUUUUUUGGCUAAAUAUUUCAAUAGGAUGAAACCUGACAAUAUUGAUAUAUUUUGAUGAUUGUAUAAAGUUUAAGGUCGUCCCUAGUUUAUGCCAAUGUUUUAUUUAUUUUCAAAUCCUUAAAGAUGUACUAUGUAACUUUUGCUUGUCUCCAUGUAGAUGUUACACAGUAUGGCAUUGUCUAUAUUGCAAUUAUUCAGUUAUAUGUGCUUUUCUUGAUAAACAUACCUUGAAAAAACAUACAUUCUUUCUGACCUGUAACUUGAUCUGGCUUCAGCUGCUUGUCUCCAUGGCGAUAGAUCAGUUUAAUGUCAUACUGUGGAAUAUCUCUGUGGAAAACGUCUUAACAGCAUUUAGCCUAUUUUACAGCACUAAAGUUACACAGUGCUCCUUUUAAAAUAACUUCAAUAUAAACUUUGUCACUGCCAACCAGAUAGAUGACAAUCAUUGGUAGUCACGGUAACCAGCUAUACACAUUGUUUAGUUGUGUGUAUCUAUGAUCGGUGUUAAUCUUAACCAGAGGAAGUGUACCGGGAGGUUAAAAUCUAACAUUUAAGCAUUGAGUUGACAGUAUUUUGUUCAAACAGUUGUUAUUUUUUGGAGUAACCUUAUUUGCUAUUCAUUGGCAAUGCUAUAUUGUGUUAUUAAUUUAAUAUUAUCAACUAUGACCAAACAUUUUCUUGUUGCAGUACCGCUAAUUUAUUUCAAAAUCUGUUCAAACUGCUGUCUCUUUUGGUCAUCCUAUUCUCAGUUUACAUUAAUAGUAACUGAUUAGCAGAGGUGGGUAGUACACUUUUUUUCUAAUUCUACUUUUCAGAGUACUUUUCUAGCAGCAUAUUUUUACUCCUUCUUGAGUUACACUUUAAGUUACUCUUACUUGCGUUAUAGUUUUCCCAAAUACCUUUUAACUCUUUGUACUUUCUAUUUGAGUAGUAAUAUUCUGAAGUAAAUUUACUCUUAUUUGAGUACAGUUUUUGGCUACUCUACCCACCUCUACUUAUUAGUUGCACCGUCUCACACAGUGCAUCAUAAUUUUACCAAUGCCAAAAUGGCUCAGUAACCUAUAUAUUUUCCCUUUUUUUUCCCAAAAUCUUUUACUUUUAAGGCAAAGCAAGAAAAAUGUUGGUUUUGUCCAUACAUGGUCAUAAUAAUAUGGCUGAUUAUUGACAGCAAAUUCAACAUAAUAAUACUUAGGGCUAAUAGUUUUGUCUCAAGUAUGAAACAUUGUGAACAGCAGGCAGUACGUGUAUAAGAACUAUUGUAAGAUUUUUAAUUUUUAAUUUUUUUUUUUAGUUUAACAGAUUCAAAUCCUUAAUAUAUAUAUUUUUUUUAAUUUAAGGAUUUCAAUAUCAGGACAGCCAAUCUGAACAUGGAAAAAACACCAUGAUUUACCCCAUCUUCAUUUUCUUUUCAUGCAAGUUUUAACAUAAUUUUAAAGGUUCACCAUGUAACUUUUUCUGGUGGAGGGAUCGCCAUGGAGAGGGUAUUACUUUGCUUUUAAUGUUCCAAUACAUAAACAUAUCCAGUAUCAAGCAUUUAUUCAAAUACAGGCUUGCCCCCACACAGAUAUGACCUGUAACUUGGUCUAGUGCUGUUGUCGGUUUGACAUUUAUCUAUUUCCAUGGAGACAUAUUGUGGAGGCAAGAUCCAGGACUCACCACCAGAAAAGUUACAUAGUACACCUUUUAUGUGCGAUAUUGUUAAGAUUCUGUAGAUUACACAAGUUAUUAGAUGAUCCACCGUUUGGAGCAGCAGACAGGAGCAAGUUCAGGAAGGUUUUCAUGUAGCAAAUUGGGACAGCAAUUCUCAAUAUUUAUUAAACAUAAAUAUAUAAGAUAGAUAAUAUAUAGCAGUUUUAAUGGAGUUAAAGGUUGUGUUUAAAUCUACAAUAUGGAACAUUGCAGGUGGAGAGUCUGCUGCCUGCUUGUUUCCAUGGAGAUGCUUUGCUUAGAGUGUUUAACAGUGUGGCAUUAAACGUAUCUAACAAAAAAAGUGAAAAGAAAUGUUUAAAAAGUGCAUUCUUAUUGUGAGCGGGGUCACCUCUCCACAGAUCUGACUUGUAACUUGGCCUUGUGGUGUCACUUGUUGGACUGUAUGAAAAUAGAUGUUUGAUGCCAUACUAGCAAUAGCAUCUCCAUGGAGACAAACAGUUGAUGAGCCCUCCGCCUGAAAAGUUACAUAUUGUGUCUUUAAAGCAAGUAAAUUAUAUAAUGUAGGAAAUAAUCUGUCAAACAUACCGAACAGCUUCAGUCUGCUUCUCCAAAACAGUACAGAAUAAUUGGUCGUCCAUUUAAAGUAUUUAUUUACCUGUUCAUAUAUAUAUUGUACAUUUAUACAGAUGCUGAGUGUAUUUUAGUUAUAUAGGGGUAUACAGUACUUUGUUGUCAUAUAGGAAACCGUAUUGCAGUAUUUCCUGUUCAGAGCUGAUGUAAUCAUUCAGGAAGUCUUGCACAGUAAUAUGAUGAGUUGUGUCUCGACAGCUUGUAGAUUCUGACGUAGAUCCACCUACAUCUUGGUUACACUGUUUUUGUCCCUAAAGCUCUUAACUGCCAUUACUAUAUUUUGUGGUACAAGUUAUGACGCCAUUUUAAAUGUGCCUGUCCUUGUAAAUGGUUUAUAAUAGGGGCUUAGUACUUUGUGAUGCUAUAACUAUACGUUGUUUUGUUUUUUGUUUUUUUUUUAUUUUAAAGGUUCACUAUGUAACUUUUUGAUGGGGUGUCAAAAGAGCAAAUAUAACUUAGAAGGCUAAAGGUUCUCACUGUAUAAUUAUUUCGAUAACUGAAGUAGUCUACUUCCUUGUUAUUGCAAACGCUAUUGUAGUUUCCUAUCGCCAUGGUGACUAGACAUUUUGGUCAUGACUGUCACGGUAAUUACUACAGUGAGUUGUUUUUUGUUCGUUUUUUUUAAUGCAUUUUUUAUUUUUAUUUUGCACCAGCCAAAGUAUUUUUUUAAUACAUUUUUUAACUUUUCUUUCUUUUUUUUAUUGAAAAAGCAUUAUUAUUUAUUACAAUAUUGUCUGAAGCAAUAUAUCACAGUUAAUGUUUAUAUUAACCCCAAUAAAAAGGCUAUUGCUUUCAUCCAAACCAUAUCUAAGGACAAACAUGUUAAAAAUGGCUACUUCUGACCACUAGAUGGAGCUGUGGUCGUAGUAGUUUGGCAUACAGUACAAUGCAUUCCCUUUUAUUAUUUUUAUUAUUAUUACUAGUAUUUGGCAUUGUCUACUGUGCCAUUUCGUGCCACUUUGAACCUUGUGAGGAAUGUAGCUAUAUGGGAGUUAGUGACCCCCCAGAUAGUGUAUAGAAACUCCAGUGAUUAUAUUUUUGCCUCUAAAAAAAUGUAUUAUUUCAGUAUUUUAUCAACUUUAAACAAAUUGUGCAAUUGUUUGUGUUGAAAUUUGUCAAGAUAAAAUUGUACUACUUGAUGCUACAACGUGCUUCUUCGCUGUAUUGUUUGAAAUAAAUGAUUCAAAACUGA
Messenger RNA from Periophthalmus magnuspinnatus, 5975 nucleotides. RefSeq names its product phosphatidate cytidylyltransferase 2-like. NCBI's taxonomy places the organism in Eukaryota, Metazoa, Chordata, Actinopteri, Gobiiformes, Gobiidae. The transcript has 13 exons. Gene Ontology annotation, cellular component: endoplasmic reticulum membrane. Gene Ontology annotation, molecular function: phosphatidate cytidylyltransferase activity. Bases 183 to 1544 code for a protein of 453 amino acids. The record is from RefSeq and is a predicted model, not a curated record.